AUGACAAUCUACACGUGCAGUAUAGGGAUGAAUACAGCAUUAGGCUACACGAUGAUCAUAGUGCUGCCAGUCGAAGCCCCCCUGCAAAACAGGACAGAGCCAGACAAGAUUACCGAAGUCUCCAAGAAGCACAAGGUCAUCAUGCACCUCGACGGUGUACUUCUUGGCGUAUCAAUGUCUACGGAGGGGUGUGAUGCUACACUCGAGGAAAUUGGCCGCCUGAUGGACAUCUUCUAG
This is a messenger RNA of Colletotrichum acutatum, 237 nucleotides long. RefSeq lists its product as uncharacterized. NCBI's taxonomy places the organism in Eukaryota, Fungi, Ascomycota, Sordariomycetes, Glomerellales, Glomerellaceae. The record is from RefSeq and is a predicted model, not a curated record. The coding region runs from base 1 to 237 and encodes 78 amino acids. The transcript is spliced from 2 exons.